UUAACCCGGUUGUGUGGAGGGGUUGACACCUGUGGUUAAAGGACUUGACUAUUAAAGCUGACUCCAGAAGCCUGGCUGCUGUGGUGAGCACUUGCUUGAAGCAGCAGUGAAGGGCCCUUUUUAUAGUAAGGGAGAUGGCAGCGCGGUGGGCCGUGCUGGGGCUGUUGGCUGCCUGCGUGGCCAGUGCUGCGAAGGAAUCUGUGCUGAAUGUGUGCAUGGACGCCAAGCACCACAAAACCAAGCCAGGCCCGGAGGGGGCGCUGCAUGGCCAGUGCGCCCUGUGGAAAGACAACGCCUGCUGCACGGCCAACACCAGCACAGGGGCCCACCAGGACCAGUCCUACCUGUACAACUUCAACUGGAACCACUGCGGGGUGAUGCCAGAGAUGUGCAAGCGGCACUUCAUCCAGGACACGUGUCUGUACGAGUGCUCGCCCAACCUGGGGCCCUGGAUCGACCAGGCGGAUAACAGCUGGCGCCGGGAGAGGAUCAUCAACGUGCCGCUGUGCAAGGAGGACUGCGAGCUGUGGUGGGAGGCCUGCAAGGACGCCGUCACCUGCAAAGAGAACUGGCACAAGGGCUGGAACUGGACCUCAGGGACCAACCGGUGCCCCCGUGGCUUCACAUGCCAACCGUUCAAAUACAUCUUCCCCCGGCCGGCAGACCUGUGCGAGAAGAUCUGGUCCAACUCGUACAAAUACACCACGGAGCACUGGGGCAGCGGGCGCUGCAUCCAGAUGUGGUUUGACCCUGCCAACGGGAACCCCAAUGUGGCCGUGGCCAAGUACUAUGCCCAGAACGGGAAAGACGCCUCUCCUGUGCCAUGGGCUGUCCUGCUGCUGCUGCUGCCUGCUGCUCUCCUGUCCCUGCUCUGAGCAUCCAGAAGCCUCUGGCAGCUCCACUGGCUUAUACAGGAAAUAUUUCCGCUCGGGGCACAGGGUGUGUUUGCCCUGCAGGCCUGUUUUGGGCUCUGGCCAGCAGAUUCAGGAUUUUGUCUGGCUACUGCUAACCCUGACAAGACACGAUAGAACCAGAUUAGUCCCACAACUCCCUUCCCCUGUGACUGUCCCUCUGAUCUUAUUGUCUGUUCUCCUGCCACUCUCUCCCAGCGGGCUCUGGGGGAGAUCCCUCCGUGUCCCUGGGGAUCUGAGCUCUGUAACAUGCAGUGACUCCCUAGCUGGGUGUAUUUAUUCUGUCAGGUUCCAGGGCAAGUCCCCUCUAAUUAUGGUGCCCUCAGCUACCUAGCUUCCUUGUCUGAUCCCUGCCACCCUGCACUCGCUGGAAAUACAGGGAUCCCCUCCCCUGGCUCACAGCCUGCUCUGGUGUCUCUGCUUCAGCAGACUGGACACUCACAUGGGACUCCAGUGCACCCCCCCCCCCCCCAAACUACACCCUGCCCUUUAAGGGUGAGCUGAUGUGCAGCCACCACCACCCUUAAGCUCCUAGCUGCAGGGUUCUGCUGCCUAGUUGGAGCAGAUGCAUGGGGAGGGAGGGACCCCCCCUCAACUCCCCUGCUGUCAGAGCUCCCCCACCCCCUCUGUCCUGCCUGGCUCUGGUUUCCCAGCUGGGCUCUCAGCAUGUGGUCAAUGGGAAGUGCUGCCUGGCUUGGCAGGAUGCUCCCAGCUCUAGCUCUUGCCUGGAGCUGGACUCCUGCUCUGCCUGGCCUCUAACCUGCUCCAGGACUAGCUGUGGCUGCACACCGUGCUCCCAGCGCUGGCUGCAGGCCCAGUGACCAGGGCCAGCCCCUAGCACCAGAGCAGAGCCUGGGCUCGCUGUCCUGCCCUUGUGCCCCUGAGCUGCAGGUGGGAACUGUCUGGAACUGAGACCUCCCAGCUUGUGAGAGAAUCUGGCAAAAUAAACUGUCCCAGCCUUGCUCUGUGCUUGUCUCCUCUUUGAUAGACACGUCCUUCUGCUCGGUGCCCAGGGCUGCAGAGCUAGAGGUGGGCCCAGCCUGGGGCUCUCGGGUUGUCUGUGACCCAAACUGAGGGGGGAGCUGGGCCUGGACCCUCUGCUCAAACAGUGGCUGGGGGGUAGAGUGUGAUCCCUGCACAUGGGCCUGGCUCCAGUCUCUGCAAGCCCCCAUGGGGGGCUCUGAAUGCUUUGACUGCACGGGGGGCUGCAGAGCAGGGUCUGGGCACUGCAGGCAGCUGCAGCAGCCUCUCCUGCCUGGUGCUAGGAAUUCAUGCCAUCUGGCCACUGCUGUCCUGCACCCAGGCACUGUAGCCUGCAGAGGACCCUGUGUGGGAGGAUGCAGGGCCCAGUCUGAUGCUCACUGCAAUACUGGUAUGAACUACUGCCUCCCGGUGUUGCUCUGGGUUCUGGCUGCUCAGGCGUAGGCCUGGGCUGCAGGCUCCCUGUCUAACGCCCCUUCUGGGGCAGCUGGCCUAGGGGGUCCCAUUCCCUAGGCCCUACUCUGUCCUUCGUGCCCCUUCUUCCCACUCUGCCCCUGUGCCAGUUCCAAGAAGCCGCCCGUGGGCUCUGCACAGGGCCUGUGCUCUCAGGCCUUGUCCCCACAGCUGUUCAGGAGCAGCCCUGCCCACUGGCUCCCUGGGUGGACAAGGCCUGAGAGAGCCCAAGAAAGUCUCAAUCUAUGAGAAAAGACACUGGAAUGCAAGUGUGUAGCCCUGUCAUCUGCUCCUGCCCUCAUUGAUCUUCCCCCACUGGCUUGAAUUUCAGCUCAGCCUGUAGCCAGGCUGGACAGAGACGCCUGGGUGUUCCUGCUGCUUGACAAAGUCAGACUGGAAUUAAGGGGUCAGUGUUUAAGGGUGAGAGUAAUUAACCCUUAGAAACAAUUUCUUAAGUGCAGGGUGGAUUCUCCCUUCCUGGUGCUGUUUUAAAUCCUGCUGGGCUGGUUUCCUAUGAGCUCUGUUCUUGCUCAGACCGGAAUUACUCUGUGAUGUGCUCUGGCCAGCAUUAGCCGGGAGUCAGAUGAGCUGGUCACAGUGGGCUUCUAUUGAUCCACUAGCAAGGCUGAGGUUGGCUCCUUCCUGCUGACCCCUUUGCUCAGCAUAAGCAACAUGCCAGGCUCUCCCUAUAGGUUCCUCUGGGCCUGGCAUCCUGCCCCCAGCCCAGCUGCUAUCACUCACCCCAGGGCCCUUAGUGUAUUGUUCAAAUCAAUCUCCCUACCCUGUGCAACUUUCACAGGGACCCGUCUCCAGCUA
Molecule: messenger RNA, 3161 nt
Organism: Mauremys reevesii (Reeves's turtle)
Lineage: Eukaryota; Metazoa; Chordata; Testudines; Geoemydidae
Product: folate receptor alpha-like
Exons: 5
Coding region: 135-875 (246 amino acids)
Cellular component (GO): external side of plasma membrane
Molecular function (GO): signaling receptor activity
Source: RefSeq, a predicted model, not a curated record